GAAGUCAUGAUCAAAUCUUCAAAUAACUCAGAAAAUGAAUUGGUUCAUGUGAGCAAAUGAAUUGGUAGAAUAGUUUAGGAACACUUUCAUUGCCACGACUCGGUAAAUCGUAUCUAUUUACAAAAGAUUAAAUCAGAUAUAAUUUCGUGACUUUAAAACAUUGCAAUUGGUGUUAUGCGUGAAUGACUAAUCUGAUGUUUCAAUAUUAGACCUUUUCAAAUUCAAACAACACAACACCACAGGGGAAGCAUUGCAUGGGCAUUGUUUUAACUUAGUCAAAACGAAACUAAUUGGCAAAUUGCAGUAAAGUCACGCAGUUGAAUAAAGCUUCGAGCCUUCGACAUUCAAAAAAGGCUUUAUAGUUUUGUAUGUCAACAAAUAUCGGUCCAAUUAUGUCUCGUUUACAGUUCCUACUGUUCGUUAUACUUUUGAAUGUUUUGUCAACGUCACAGGAACGACUGUGUAGGUACAAGAAAUCUGGAGGAUAUUGUCGGAUGCAUUGUUGUGGUAAACCAGACGAUAAGUUGCUUUGCCUCGACAGUUGUGAUGGUAUAUCAUGCUCCAAGUCAGACGACUGCGAUGAUGAUGGUUGCUGUAACAGUGGCAAAUGUACCAACAUUGGAUGCAAGACGCCGUGGUAUGUCAUUGCCACACCAGUUCUCGUGAUUGUCUUGGCAGUUUGCAUUGCUGCGUAUCGAAUAUGGUGCGUGAAAAAUCGUCGAGUUUCACAGGCAGGUAUGAUAUAUAAUAUGUAUUCAGUACACCCGUCUUCAAAAUUACGCAACCAGGCCGAGAGUAGCUAAAGUUAGCAUAGUUAAAAUUGAUCUUGUACAAUCAAUGUUAUGGCUGUUUAAAAUAAACUCUGGUUCAUGCCAACGGACCGUUGGAACGAAUCAUGUUAAGUAUAGGUCUGAUGUCCCCUUACUUUAAACAAUAUUUCAAAUCCGACUAUGAAGACUGGAAUAGAUUUGAUGUCGAUCCGCGCAAUUUGAUCAAACUCGAGGCGAAGCCGAGUCUAAUCUAGUCCAGUCCGAAUUGGAGGAUUUGAAAUGAUAUCUCAUAUGAAUAUAUAUGAAUAUAUGUGUGGGUGAAUUAAUUUUGAUAUAACGACUGAAUUAAUUUUGAUCCAGUUCUAGGACUGGAUUAAUAUACUUCACCAGGUAUCCAGUAUUAUCAUGUGAGCAAAAUAAAGCAAUAUGAUUGGCUAAUUUACCAUUACAUAUUGAUUAACAUUGUAUAAUGGCUUGUUAGGCAUUGGUGAAAUCACCACAGAUCGUGGUUUCGAUUUGCGGGGCAGACGCAUGACACUGAUGUGAAAAGAGUCAGUCAUGAAUGCUCCAUACAGAAAGUCGUGGGUUUUCUCCGGGUAUUCCAGUUUCCUCCCACAGGGAAUGUUGAAAGGUUAUGUUGAGAUUAGCUCCUAACUGACCAUUUCACCGUAGCUGUGCUCCGUGAUCAGACAUGAGUCAUAAGGUGGCUGCCAGAGACGCCCUUAGAAAGUCUUCGACUCGAUCAGGUUGAGCUUCGUCCUUCGUAAUUCAGCUUAGCUCUUAGACUUGGAUCAAGUCCGUCUCUCUAGAGUUGGAGUCGCGAAGCGACGAGAUCGAGCGCGCCGCGAAGCGGCGUGCGAGGUGCAAGAGAGGAGGGAGAGACGGACUUGGCUCACCUGCAAUGUUUCGAAUCAGAUUUAUUAUUUUGGCGGGAAUUAUGUACACGAAACCGCAAGUGUCAGGGCAAAAUUAUUAAAAUUCCCGUCGCGAUCGAAACUAAAAUACGCCUUUAAUAUAAACUAUAAGCCUUAUAUUUAAAGAUACACUUUUUAUCAAAUCGUAUCUAUAGACUCUUCUAGUUAGUUAUUAUUACUAUAUGCACAAAAUUUGUCCUGAACAAAAUAUCCCUGACUGUAUCAAAAUUUCGUGUGAUCACGAAGUUUGCCGUGACACUUAAUAUAAGUAAAAAAAAUAAUAGUGUGACACUAGUUGUGCAGUUUUAUAUAGUAUAGUCAUAUCAAUAACCUUCUUAAAACGUAUUCAUCAUUUAAUUAAGUAUAAACUAAACCGGACACGAAGAGAGACAGCACCAUGUCUAUGGACAGCAGGCUAUACAUUUUUGAAACAAGAUACUUUGUUAUUUCCGCUCUAUUGCAAUUAGCAUAAAUUAUUGCAAUCUAGUUAUGACGCGUUACCGACGGAAAAACGGGUCGGUAAAUUUGGCGCGCUUGCAGGUGAGCCAAGUCCGUCUUCUCCCUCAAACUUUCCCGCGUUAUGGCACCUCGCGCUCUCCCUCGGACUCUAGAGAGACGGACUUGAUCCAAUCUCAGCUGCAAGUAUUUAUAAGGAUGAUUAGCACAGUUCCAUUUACUUACAAUCAAAGCUGUUAUGAUAUAUUUCCAGGGGUAAUUGUAUCAGUCGUUGGACGAGAUGGUCAACUUUAUGCCCAUGAUGACUCUGUGGCUCUUCUGACUGGUGAUGAUGGUGUUCAAGAACAAGCUCAAGGAAGUGAACAACCAACUGCGCAGACAACGUGGAAAGAGAUGCCGGACUUGCCACCGCCCUAUGUACCUUGACGUCGUCCUUUAACUUUUCAGUAUAUAUCGUAAAACGUGCCACAUAGACAGGAAAUAAAAAGUUCAAGAUACACCAUUUGUUUACGAGUUUACGAACUAUUCUCCGAUCAAUUUUCGUACCCCGGUCCGGAAUAUCUUGGAUUUCGUUGCAAGUCGUACCUCGAUUUACGGGUACGUUUAUAUAAGUACGUUUAACAAGUUUAUUUAGGGAGCGGUCAUUAUUUAUGGUGGCACCGAAGAGAAAGGUUUUUCGUAAAAAGUAAAAAAAAUUGAUUACACCAACCUCAAAUAUCAAUUGAAAAAUAAAUACCCACCCCUGGCCAAAAACUUUACAAAUGGAUACCAUUCAGUUGUCACACAUGUCCUUUAUCACUUCUGUGACAUGAGUUUGAUAACUGCUUGUGAAAUUUUCUGCAGUCUAAAGUUUCAUGUUGUCUGCACAUGUACUUUCUUUCCAGACACCAUUUGCCUCCCAACAAAUCGGGAAAUUAUCCAGAUAUAGUGACUCUGAUUGAUUCACAUAUUGUAUUGACAUAUGACAUAUGACUGUUGACAUCUUGCCAUAUUUGACAUAUUGCCAUAUUGAUGACUGUUGCUUCUCAGUCUUCAAUAUUUCAGUGAGUCAUGCUUUGGAAAUGACAAUAAAUUUUUAUCACCCAAUCCUUGAGUUGUUUUCUUUUUCUU
Messenger RNA from Paramuricea clavata, 3250 nucleotides. The record is from the annotation of a GenBank genome assembly. NCBI's taxonomy places the organism in Eukaryota, Metazoa, Cnidaria, Anthozoa, Malacalcyonacea, Plexauridae.